AUGUCUGACAGAUCUGAAACGCCACAGAAGAAAUUGAAGAUGGACCUUAAGGUGUUUAAUGAUCCCAUCCACGGGACGGUGGAGUUACACCCACUUCUCAUCAAAAUCAUCGACACACCUCAGUUCCAGAGACUGAGAAACAUCAAGCAGCUUGGAGGGGUCUACUUUGUUUACCCUGGAGCAUCCCACAACCGCUUUGAACACUCCAUUGGGGUGGCACACUUGGCAGGUCAACUUGUUGAAGCUCUGCGUACAAGGCAGCCGGAACUCGACAUUGAUGACAGAGACGUCCUUUGUGUGAAGAUUGCUGGUCUCUGCCAUGACCUGGGCCAGCAACACACUGCCUGCGUGGCGUGA
Perca flavescens (yellow perch) is the source of this 357-nucleotide messenger RNA. Its product is annotated as deoxynucleoside triphosphate triphosphohydrolase SAMHD1-like. Lineage: Eukaryota; Metazoa; Chordata; Actinopteri; Perciformes; Percidae. The transcript has 4 exons. The coding region runs from base 1 to 357 and encodes 118 amino acids. Gene Ontology annotation, cellular component: nucleus. The record is from RefSeq and is a predicted model, not a curated record. Gene Ontology annotation, molecular function: dGTPase activity. Gene Ontology annotation, biological process: defense response to virus; regulation of innate immune response; dGTP catabolic process.